UCCGGUCGGUCCUAUAGCCUUGCGCAGGGCUGACCCUAGCCGGAGUUGUUCAGAGACUCGUGGUACGCCCCUCAGUCCCUAGAAUCUAGGUGUCUGGAGGGUUUUGGGUUUGGUGACGCCGCUGCCGUAUGACGAUGUUUUCCUUCCCGAGGACAAACCUUCCCUCCUGGACUGAGAUUGUGACGGAUUCACAAUGACAUCCUUUCAAGAAGUUCCAUUGCAGACUUCCAAUUUUGCCCAUGUCAUCUUUCAAAAUGUGGCUAAGAGUUAUCUUCCUAAUACACAUCUGGAAUGUCAUUACACCUUAACUCCAUAUAUCCAUCCACAUCCAAAAGAUUGGGUUGGUAUAUUCAAGGUUGGAUGGAGUACUGCCCGAUAUUACACAUUUUUGUGGUCUCCUAUGCCUGAACAUUAUGUAGAAGGAUCAACAGUCAAUUGUGUGCUGGCAUUUCAAGGGUAUUAUCUUCCAAAUGAUGAUGGGGAGUUUUAUCAGUUCUGUUACGUUACCCAUAAGGGUGAAAUUCGUGGAGCAAGUACACCAUUCCAAUUUCGAGCUUCUUCUCCAGUUGAAGAGUUGCUUACUAUGGAAGAUGAAGGAAAUUCUGACAUGUUGGUGGUGACCACAAAAGCUGGCCUUCUUGAGUUGAAAAUUGAGAAAACCCUGAAAGAAAAAGAAGAAUUAUUAAAGUUAAUUGCUGUUCUGGAAAAAGAAACGGCACAACUUCGGGAACAAGUUGGAAGAAUGGAAAUAGAACUUAACCACGAGAAAGAAAGAUGUGAGCACCUGCAAGCAGAGCAAAAGGGUCUUAUUGAAAUAUCACAAAGUUUAAAAAUGGAAAAUGAAGACUUUAAGAAGAGAUACAGUGAUGCUACAUGUAAAGCUCUCCAGCUUGAGGAAGAUAUUGUUUCAGUGACACAUAAAGCAAUUGAAAAAGAAACAGAAUUAGACAGUUUAAAGGAUAAACUCAGAAAGGCACAACAUGAAAGAGAACAACUUGAAUGUCAGUUGAAGACAGAAAAGGAUGAGAAGGAACUUUACAAGGUGCAUUUGAAGAAUACAGAAAUAGAAAAUACCAAGCUGAUAUCAGAAGUCCAGACUUUAAAGAAUUUAGAUGGAAACAAAGAAAGCAUGAUUACUCAUUUCAAGGAAGAAGUUGGCAGACUACAAUCGUGUUUGACCGAAAAGGAAAAUCUGCAAAGGGCUUUCCUGCUUACCUCAAAUAAAGAAGAUACUUUUUUUUUAAAGGAGCAACUUCGGAAAGCAGAGGAACAGGUUCAGGCAACUCGACAAGAAGUUGCGUUUCUGGCUAAAGAACUUAGUGAUGCUGUAAAUGUUCGAGAUAAAACAAUGGCAGAUCUACAUACUGCACGCUUGGAAAAUGAGAAAGUGAAAAAGCAAUUAGCUGAUGCACUGGCAGAACUUAAACUAAAUGCUGUGAAAAAAGAACAGGAAAAGACUGAUACACUGGAACAUGAAUUAAGAAGAGAAGUUGAAGACCUGAAACUCCGUCUUCAAAUGGCUGCAGAUCAUUAUAAAGAAAAAUUUAAGGAAUGCCAGAGACUCCAAAAACAAAUAAACAAACUUUCUGACCAGUCAGCCAAUAACAGUAGCAUGUUCACAAAGAAGAUUGGGAAUCAGCAGAAAGUCAGUGAUGCUUCAAUAAACACAGACCCAGGCACUUCUGCCUCUGCUAUAGAUGUAAAGCAAUCACUACAGUCUGCAGCAGAGACAGAUUUUGACAUGCUUACAAAGGGUCAAGUCUGUGAAAUGACCAAAGAAAUUGCCGACAAAACAGAAAAGUAUAAUAGGUGUAAACAACUCUUGCAGGAUGAGAAGACCAAAUGCAGUAAAUAUGCUGAUGAACUUGCAAAAAUGGAGCUGAAGUGGAAGGAACAAGUAAAAAUUGCUGAAAAUGUGAAACUUGAGCUAGCUGAAGUAGAGGACAAUUAUAAACUUCAAUUGGCAGAGAAAGACAAAGAAAUAAGUAGUCUGUCUUCACAUUUGGAAAACCUCUCCAAGGAGAAGGAACUUAAAAGGAAUUUAGAACAUCAAAUGGAAAGAAAAACGGAAGGUCAGAGUCCCCAUCAGGUCUCACAGUGUCGCAGCACACGGUCAGAGCCAAAUGGGCACGUUCCUACACUCCCAAAUGCUCAACCAGUUCUGCAGUUUGGUAAUCCUUAUGCAACACAGGAAACAAGAGAUGGAGCAGAUGGUGCUUUUUACCCAGAUGAAAUCCAAAGGCCACCUGUCAGAGUCCCCUCUUGGGAAGACAAUGUUGUUUGUAGCCAGCCUGCUCGAAACCUUAGUCGCCCUGAUGGUUUGGAAGACCCUGAGGAUAGCAAAGAAGAGGAGAAUGUGCUCACUGCUUCUGACCCGCCAAGUCAGCAUUUACGUGUGCAUGGAACAGGCUUUUGCUUUGAUUCCAGCUUUGAUGUUCACAAGAAGUGUCCCCUCUGUGAAUUAAUGUUCCCUCCCAACUAUGAUCAGAGCAAAUUCGAAGAACAUGUUGAAAGUCAUUGGAAGGUGUGCCCAAUGUGCAGCGAGCAGUUCCCUCCUGACUACGACCAGCAGGGGUUUGAAAGGCAUGUCCAGACACAUUUUGAUCAGAAUGUUCUGAACUUUGACUAGUUAGCUUUUACUUGAGCUAAUGCAGUUUAGCAGUUAAAGUCACUCAGACCACUAAGGAGACCACACAUUCACUUUCAUGCACCUUCUGUUGCACUCUUCUGACCAGGAGCUACUUUUAGUUUGGUGUUAACUGGUGUCAGGGUCAGUCUUUAGCUUAUCAAUAAAUACAGUUUUAACUUCUGUUAAUCUUACCCGCUCUUAGAAAAGUAGUUCUUGUGUGUUUGUAUCUUUAUUUAUUCCCCAGUUUGCAAAAUUGUAUGAAUAAAAGGAUGCAGAAAUUAUUUUAAUGUUACUGCACUGAAAACUCUUAUCUGUAAUAGUGUACCAGAUUACUUAGCAGAAUAUUUACAAGUUUCUGUUGACCUUGUUGAUUGAGCAUGGCUACUAAUAUUAUGUAAUAAAAGGCAUUGAUCAUAACAGUUCUGCGAGGUAAUUCUUUGAAAGUCCUUAAUUUGGCCCAUUGAGAUGGUAGUUUUUAAAUCUGCAUUAGAAAUGGAGCUGGACAUGCUUGCUUGUAUCCUUUUUAUAUGCGAAAUGGUGGCUUCAGGAAUUAAGGCAUAUUUUACAAAUUUUCUGACAAAACUUUUAGAAUAAUCUGAUUUUUUAAACUAUUGAAUUUGUAUUUAUAACAUGAGAAAGUGGAACAAGAUAAGUCAGUACAGAUUGUUUUCAUAUUAAAUGAGCUCAUAAGUGGUGAUUGUGGCAUAAAAUCAGAAUAUGUAGCAGUAUCUUUUUCACAUUUUCCUGAUAAGAAUAUAAAUUUGAAAUAACAUUCUCAGUGAUUAAAAACGGAAUGCAUAAUCCUAAAUCAAAGUAGUGUGUUUCUUUAGUUAUCUCUCUGUAUAGUACUCACUAACAUUAAAGAAGUGCAUAGGUAGAGGUCCGGAAUGC
Messenger RNA from Castor canadensis (American beaver), 3520 nucleotides. It is a transcript of the gene Tax1bp1, whose product is annotated as Tax1 binding protein 1. Gene Ontology annotation, biological process: negative regulation of apoptotic process. NCBI's taxonomy places the organism in Eukaryota, Metazoa, Chordata, Mammalia, Rodentia, Castoridae. The record is from RefSeq and is a predicted model, not a curated record.